Molecule: messenger RNA, 3256 nt
Organism: Gavialis gangeticus (Gharial)
Lineage: Eukaryota; Metazoa; Chordata; Crocodylia; Gavialidae
Gene: RPS6KA1
Product: ribosomal protein S6 kinase A1
Exons: 21
Coding region: 81-2297 (738 amino acids)
Biological process (GO): positive regulation of DNA-templated transcription; protein phosphorylation; intracellular signal transduction
Molecular function (GO): magnesium ion binding; ATP binding; ribosomal protein S6 kinase activity
Source: RefSeq, a predicted model, not a curated record
GCCUGUCCCGGCAGCCUGCCAUGCUGCUCUAGAAGGUGCCCUGCCGCUGGGGGAGGUGCUAUGUGGAAGGGGAUGGGACCAUGGAGCGGGACCCCAAGUUUCCUCGCAUCUGCGCCUUGCUCACCUUGUGGCUGCCCAGAAAACACCGAGCAAAACCAUGCAGCCUGCAGCUGCCUACCCCUGCCCAGCUCUCCAACUCGGGUGAAGGCAUCGUGAAGGAGAUCAACAUCACGCACCAUGUGAAGGAAGGCUCCGAGAAGGCUGACCCUUCACAGUUUGAACUUCUCAAGGUCCUGGGGCAAGGCUCCUUCGGCAAGGUCUUCUUAGUAAGAAAAAUCACACCCCCAGACAACAAUCACCUCUACGCCAUGAAGGUCCUGAAGAAAGCAACCUUGAAAGUGCGCGAUCGGGUGAGAACGAAAAUGGAAAGGGACAUCCUGGCUGAUGUGAACCAUCCCUUUGUAGUGAAACUGCACUAUGCAUUCCAGACGGAAGGGAAGCUGUAUCUCAUCCUGGACUUCCUCCGCGGUGGAGACCUCUUCACUCGGCUUUCCAAAGAGGUCAUGUUCACCGAGGAGGAUGUGAAGUUCUACCUAGCAGAGCUGGCGCUAGGGCUGGAUCACUUGCACAGCCUGGGGAUCAUCUACAGAGACCUCAAGCCAGAAAACAUUCUCUUGGAUGAAGAAGGGCACAUCAAACUCACAGAUUUUGGCCUGAGUAAAGAAGCCAUAGACCACGAGAAAAAGGCCUAUUCCUUCUGCGGCACCGUAGAAUACAUGGCACCAGAAGUGGUCAACCGUCAGGGUCACUCCCACAGUGCUGACUGGUGGUCGUAUGGCGUGUUAAUGUUCGAGAUGCUCACGGGUUCCCUGCCAUUCCAAGGCAAAGACCGUAAGGAGACCAUGACACUCAUUCUCAAAGCAAAGCUGGGCAUGCCUCAGUUUCUGAGCUCUGAAGCGCAGAGUCUCCUGCGAGCCCUGUUCAAAAGGAAUCCAGCCAACCGAUUAGGUUCGGGUCCCGAUGGGGCAGAAGAGAUCAAGCGCCAUCCUUUCUACUCUACCAUCGACUGGAACAAACUGUAUCGCAGGGAAAUCAAACCCCCCUUCAAACCUGCAGUGGGCCGGCCAGAUGACACCUUUUAUUUUGACACGGAGUUCACGUCUCGAACGCCGAAAGACUCCCCUGGAAUCCCACCCAGUGCCGGGGCCCAUCAGCUCUUCCGUGGGUUCAGUUUUGUGGCAACUGGCAUGAUGGAGGAUGGCAAAGUCAAAUCUGCCCAAGCACCUUUGAACUCUGUGGUCCAGCAGCUGCAUGGCAAGAGUCUCCAGUUCACCGAUGGCUACAUAGUGAAGGAGGCCAUCGGCGUGGGCUCCUACUCUGUGUGCAAACGUUGCAUUCACAAAGCCACCAACACGGAAUACGCAGUCAAGGUCAUUGAUAAGAGCAAACGAGACCCUUCAGAGGAGAUGGAGAUCCUGCUGCGGUACGGGCAGCACCCCAACAUCAUCACACUGAAAGAUGUGUAUGAGGAUGGAAAGUAUGUUUAUCUGGUGACUGAGCUAAUGAGAGGAGGGGAGCUGUUGGACAAAAUCCUCCGGCAGAAGUGUUUCUCUGAGCGGGAGGCCAGUUCUGUCCUCCAUACGAUCUGUAAGACGGUGGAGUAUCUGCACUCUCAAGGGGUAGUUCACAGGGACUUGAAACCCAGCAACAUCCUCUAUGUGGACGAGUCUGGAAACCCGGAAAACAUUCGCAUCUGCGACUUCGGCUUCGCCAAGCAGCUGAGAGCAGAAAAUGGCCUUCUCAUGACCCCUUGCUACACCGCAAAUUUUGUGGCCCCUGAAGUACUAAAACGUCAAGGCUACGAUGAGGGCUGUGAUAUCUGGAGUUUAGGGAUACUCCUCUAUACGAUGCUGGCAGGGUACACACCAUUUGCCAACGGGCCCAAUGACACUCCCGAAGAGAUCCUGGUGCGAAUAGGAGGCGGGAAGUUCUCUCUCAAAGGGGGAAACUGGGAUACAAUAUCUGAUACGGCCAAGGAUCUGGUAUCCAAGAUGCUUCAUGUUGAUCCUCACCAGCGCCUGACUGCCAAGCAAGUCCUGCAGCACCCGUGGAUAACACAGAAGGACAGCUUACCCCGGAGCCAACUGACUCACCAGGAUGUGCAGCUCGUAAAGGGAGCAAUGGCUGCAACAUAUUCUGCAUUGAACAGCGCCAAGCCAAGCCCCCAGCUGAAGCCCAUUGAGUCAUCCAUUCUGGCACAGAGGCGGGUGAAGAAGCUUCCCUCCACCACACUGUAAUAAGAGCCUGGGGCAGUCCAGGGCCAUGUUUCACAAUGCCCUUGUUCCUGAUAUUUGCACAAGCUACUGAAGACUGGGAGUGGAAAGGCAGGAGUCAAAUAAGGCCUGGAAAGAAGCCCAUCUGUGGACUCUCUACCCAACCCAUGUCAAGGCCAAGUGCCUUUCUACUUCUGAAAGACCAGCUCCUCUUGUGAGCACGUCUUUACCUAUAGGAGUUCACUGUAAAGCCUUUUGUUUAAGGGGGGAAACAAGUGUAAAUUGAUGCUGUUUUUAAAAGGAUUCUUUUGUGUAUAUGAGAAGUAGAAAGUACGAUCCAUGUAACGUUGGCACUAACGAGCAGCCCUGGUUCUUGCCUCCUGAUGAAGAACCAGACCUUGUUCCUAGAUGCAUCGCCAGGGCUGGCACAGCUGCAAGUCUGUCUGUCUGUUCUCAGCUUCUUGUACCCGUAGUUCUUUCCAGCGCGACCUGUUGUCAUAACCACUCCCCAUCUUCACCCUCCUCCCCCUUUGUGUAGAGAGUGUAAAGCCAGUUCUUGAAUUCCAGCCUUGUCUUGGUUUGUUUUGACUUUCUUCCCUUCUCCUCACCAAGCUACGUGACUGCUGUACAAGUGUGUAAGAGUCUGACUUGUGAUCAACACCUAUCUGGAUGUUAAGGCGUCGAGGAUAUCUGUAGAGUCUGGGUCAUUCCUCCAUCCACAUGUCUAUUCCACCAUCACCUCCAGCAUUUGUUCAGGAUUUUGUCUGCUGAGCAGAUGUGGAUGUGGCAGAACUCUUCUCUGUAGCAGUGUCGAGGUUCUGGGUUGGUGUUGGUUUCUCUCCCAAAUGUUUUGCUUUGCAUCACCGAUUCUUGCAAAGAGGAAAAAGAAAACCUAAUAUUUUUCUUAUUUAACUUUGUUCUGUGGCUUAACUCAGGGUUUCUUUCUGAACUGUACAAUAAACUUGUAAUUCAGUUGAAGUUUA